Molecule: messenger RNA, 1401 nt
Organism: Stylophora pistillata
Lineage: Eukaryota; Metazoa; Cnidaria; Anthozoa; Scleractinia; Pocilloporidae
Product: UPF0489 protein C5orf22 homolog
Source: RefSeq, a predicted model, not a curated record
ACGCCUCAGCAACCAGGCAUAAGAUUCAAAAUGGCGGACAAAGACAAAGAUUUUCCCAAGCCAAAAAGAGCUAAGAAAGAGCUCCGAAAAUAUCCUAAAAUGCCAAUAUGGAUAUGCGAAAAUCACGACGAGGUCCUCUACUAUAUUCAUAGAGCUAUUGCAUCGAAGCAUAUCGUAUACGAAGGAGUAACUGUUCUUCACUUUGACUCCCACCCUGAUCUCACAGUUCCUGCAAAGAUGAAGGGAUGCACCGUGUUUGAGCAAGAAAAACUCUACGAAGAGCUUAGUAUUGCGGACUGGAUUCUUCCAGCUGUCUUUGCAGGACAUGUUAAUAAGGUUAUCUGGGUCAAACCACCGUGGGCAGAUCAAAUUAGCGAAGGUGUAUUCAACUUGAAGGUUGGCCAACACAAGGAAACCGGCUUUAUUAGGGUGGCAUGCACUGAGACGUAUUUUGUAGAGGAGCUACUUUAUGCAGAUGAAGACUCCCUUGAAAACUGCAAAGAUCUGGAACUUAUUGUGUAUGCUCUCAAACCUAGCUCAAAUCAAACCAAGGAACAUAAUGCAACCCUGGAGAAAGGGAACAAAGUCUCAAAGGCAUUAAAUGGGGAGAAUAAUGAUAAUGAUAAUAAAAACACCACAGCAAUGGAUCAUUAACAGAGCAGAGAUGCAUUUGAAUCAUUACUUCCAUCUAGCAGAAUAACUGCUCUUGAAAAUAACUUUAUACUUGAUAUAGACAUGGACUUUUUUUCAACCCAAAAUCCUUUCAAACUGCUUUACACAGAGGAGGAGUUCCAGUGUCUCAGAGAUAUCUAUAGAUUUGAAGAACCUCUCUCAACAAGCAGGAAGGAUUUAGAUAGCUGUGUAAGAUUACGGAAAGCUCAAGUGGACAAAAUUGAGGCAACCUAUUCAUAUCUGCAAGAACAAUCUUCUUCCUGCAGUGAUGGGAAGCUAUGUAUGAAAACAUUAUCUGAAAGUUGUCUGAACCAAGAUUUGGUGAAGCUGAUAGAAAUGAUAAAAAAUCACAAAGGAGAGGAGCCUGAUUAUGAAAUGCUGCACUUUUCAGGGAUGUCUUCCGAUAUUCCUCAUCAUGUGAGUUCUUCAGAAAUGAUUGACAGCCUGAUACAAUCUAUGGCAGCCAUGCUGAAAUCUCUUCCAAAGCCAACCUUUAUCACUAUGGCAAGGUCAUCUUAUGAUGAAUAUACCCCUCCAGAUCAAGUGGAGCAUAUUCAGUCUUCUCUUCUGAGAGUUAUUUCAAGUCUAUAUGGUGAGGACAUAGCGGUAAACAAGUGCUAUCAGUAAAGAAACGAUAUGGAUUGGAAUGGAUCUUCUCCUUGGACACUGGAUAUGUUUGUGGGAUCUCACGCAUAAUUACAAAUGAAAUAAAACUCCCAAUGACCCGUG